Schistocerca cancellata (South American locust) is the source of this 4635-nucleotide messenger RNA. RefSeq names its product SH2B adapter protein 2 (gene Lnk). The record is from RefSeq and is a predicted model, not a curated record. Gene Ontology annotation, cellular component: plasma membrane. Gene Ontology annotation, molecular function: transmembrane receptor protein tyrosine kinase adaptor activity. Gene Ontology annotation, biological process: intracellular signal transduction. Lineage: Eukaryota; Metazoa; Arthropoda; Insecta; Orthoptera; Acrididae.
UCACAGGGGGAGUGUUGGUUAGUAAAUUGCUAAUGUUUACAUACAAUGAUGAUUAAUAAGGUGCAUUAUGUGUACGAUUUUCGGUUGUGUUUGAGUAAUUACUCGUAGAAAUGGCAGGGACGCAUUCAGAUGGAGAAGAAAGGUUAAACUGGAUAGAAUUCUGCGACAGACAAGCAAGAUCAGCAGCUGCGGAGUUCGCAAAAGCGUUUUGUACGUAUGUGAGCGUCAGUCUUCCAGAAAAUGCGAGGACAACUGUGUCACACAGAGAUUUCGUCAGAAAAUUCCUGGAUUGUUUCGUUGAUCAUUUUGAAAUUGAAUACUCUAGAAGAAGUUUGAUUAACCAAAAAGAUAAAUUCGUUAACGGCAACAACGUGUUCGCGGCAUCGUCUGCAAACGCUUUACGCGCUAACAGUCACGAAGAAUUUAGUGAUUACUCCGAACACGAAGCGGAUUCGCCAUCUCCGAAGACGCAGCACAAGCCUUUUUUCCGACGACUCUCUUUCAAGGGACUUAAAAAAGGUAAAGGUUUCUUCCAUAAACAACAUUCAGAUGAAGUUGAACUGUCAUCGCAUCAUCAUCACCAUCACCACCACCACCAUCAUGACAGACAUUCAAAACAUGAUAAACAUUCCAAAACAAAAUUAGCGAAAAUUGUAGUUGAGUGUAGGAAAGAGGGAAUAGUGAACUUUUUGAUGGGUGAAAAUAUCGAUGGAACACAAAAGUGGGAGAAGUGUCGCCUGGCAUUGGUGAAAACUGUUGGUGGCUAUAUGCUUGAGUUUUAUUCACCGCCUAAGGCAGUGAAACCAAAAAGUGGUGUCUUUUGCUUUCUUAUUACCGAAGCAAGAGAAACAACUGCUUUAGAAAUGCCGGAUCACGAGAAUACCUUCGUGUUAAAGGCGGAAAACAACAUGGAGUAUGUUAUCGAAGCACAUGAUACAGAUGACAUGCGGUCGUGGCUUGCCACAAUUAAAUACUGUAUGCGUUCUCCAAUGCCAACCAGUGAUAGUCAGGAUGGGAGCCGCAGUCUGCUAGUGAGCCAGAGUGAUUCAAGAGGUGUACCAAAGACUGAAGGUGCAGGAGAUGGUUUAAGCGCAGAAAACCCUCCUGAGCUGCCACCAAGACUUCAAGCAGCAGGACUCCCUCGUGUAGCAUCAGACACUCCGGGACUUCGUCUUUCCAGUAACAGUCAUUUUGAACUCUGUACGUCCCACACAGAUAUAGAGCAAACAGCUGCACCAGUUCCAGAAACGGAGGCAGAUUUAUCGACUGCACUUAAAGAGUACCCAUGGUUUCAUGGAACAUUGCCGAGAUCAGAUGCAGCUCAACUUGUCUUACGCGACGGAGCUGCCGCACAUGGUGUCUUUCUUGUGAGACAGAGUGAGACACGCAAGGGUGAAUUUGUGCUAACUUUCAACUUCCAGGGAAGAGCAAAGCAUUUACGAAUGACGCUCAGUGACCAAGGCCAGUGUCGUGUUCAACACCUCUGGUUUACCAGCAUCUUCGAUAUGCUGGAUCACUUCAGACAACAUCCAAUUCCACUAGAAUCAGGUGGCACGGCCGAUGUCACGCUGACUGAGUACGUGCUGCACUGCCUCCGGUCACUCCACCGUCCACGACGAGGCCUGUCGUGCCGUCCGCUGCGGCAACCUCGCCGGCCACCUCCUCCCCCAGAACCCAUCAGAGAAGUGAUAACAUAUGGAGGAUCAGUUCGAACAAGAACAGAAUCAUUAGAGAACUUGCAGCAGGAAAGACAAAGUGGAUCUGGUGGAUCAGUUGGUGCUGGACGUGCUGUAGAAAAUACUUACAGCUUUGUCUAAUGCAAUAUAACAAUGGACUGUGAGCGUCUGAAUCUUCUUCCUCUGCAUUCUGAUACCUGCUACUGAGUUAUCUUUUUUGUUGAUACAAAAGUGUACCGUUAAUUGUCACAAAGUUUCUUUGUGAAGUGUUUUAGUUAUGCAGUGUUCCUUGUCAGAUAUCUGAGAUGAGAGGUAUCUGCUCCUUAGUGGAGUAAACUCAGCGGUGUGUAUUUGGCUAGUUAAAAUUGUGUGCUGGACCUUUGAGCCUGUAGAAGACAUGCUUGUACAGUGGAAUUGGUUUUCCAAUAGAGGCAUGGACACUGGCCUUGCACAUCAUUUUAACUUGUCACAAGUGUAUAACCGAAAUGUAUAUAUCAAUUUUGCUUUGGCCGCAUAUGCCCAAUACCUGGUUUUUGUGCUGUGGUUGCAUUUUAAAAAGAAGUUUCAUGCAGCUCUGUUAUUUGUAAAUUAAUUUAUAUAGGUAUGGUAAUGUGGUACAAUAAUUAUUUUGUCAACACACAUCAACAACAACAAAAAAUUGGUCCGCCUCCGUAGCGCAGCGGUAGCUUUAGCGCCUAUCACACGAAGGGGCCCGGGUUCGAUUCCCGGCAGGGGACUGGGUGUUGUGUGUCCUUCAUCAUCAUUUUCAUCAUCAUUAACAUGCAAGUCGGCGAAGUGGCGUCAACUAAAAAGACUUACAACACGGCGGCCGAACCCCGAAGGGGAUAUCCCGGCCUAUAAAUGCCAUACGAUCAUUUCAUUUCAACAAAAAAUUGUGACUGAGGAAAUAGAGCAUUAAGAUUGUUUUCAUCAUAUCACUCGAUACAUCUUUUGUGGGAACAUAUUGGCUCAGAGCAUUGAAGAUAGAAUUUAUUUAGGAGUGUCAGUGGUGCAUGUAAGCUACUGCAUUAAUUAACCCAGGAAGAAAUGAAACCAACAGUAUCGGUGAAUGUUAUUUAAGUUAAUUGGUGUAUAUGUAUAUUUGUGUGAGCUGCUAUUUCUUGCCCAAACAGUAUCUGAAUAGUUGGUUUCCCACUGUUCUCUUUGCCCCCUCAGGACGGUAGUGGGGAUUUAGGGAAAGUAUUCAUUUUGCACAUUGUAAUUUUUAUGUUUUACAACUGCCUAAAAGUUGAGACAUUACUGUCACAAGCAGUUACUUUGCAUGUUUAAUUAGCAUUAUUAUGUAAUAUGUACAAACUGAGAUAAAAUGGUGCUAGAUACUCAGCAUUGCAUUAUUGUUCAAGAGUUUAACUCAGCUAAAGUAAGUUCAUAAUUAGUUUGAUUGUGAAUCUGGAAAAUACUCGGACAGUGGACAUUUGUUUCCAUAUUAUUUUUAUUGGAGGUAACAGGCUAUAUAUAGAGCAGGUUUUAAUAGUUAGAAGAAUGAAAAAAAGAAAUUGAUAAGCACUGUCACAGUUUGCACUGACAAACAUACACGAUGUGACCUCUCAUAUUGACUGCAACCAACCAAAGAGAUACAGAUCUGUUCAUUUGUUAAACAUAAGUAUUUCCACAUUUUUAAUUGCAAUAUAUGCUUGAACAGCAGCACUGCAUUGUUAAUGUUUCCUUUGAUUAGUAAAUAAGUGUACUUUACUAGUUGCCACUUCUCAUGGCAUAUUUAUUAGACGAGAGAAUGCAGUUGUACAGUGUGUUAAUUUAAUUUAUUUUUUAUACAAACAAUCUAUAUUAUACACUGAUAAAAGUAUGGUUCUACUUAUGAAAUUAACACAUGCAGUAGCAGAGAAAGAAAAACAGGAAAGUCAGUGGAUUCUGAAGGAAUGGCACCAUAAGAUUUUUCUUUUACCAGACAAGGGGGGUAGAUUUGGUAUGUAGUAAAAUGAAAUACUGACAUAAAAUUAUCCAAAUCCUGAAAAAAAUAGUUUAAUGAAUAAUUAUAAACACCUAGAAAUUUGAUCCUGCAUUGUUAGGAUUGAAAACCAAUCUUGGAUAUUGCAAAUUAUGUGGACAUCUGAGAAAAAAAAGAAUGAAGAUGAUAAAAAUUAAAUAACUGAGUGUGUGGUAAGUGUUGUCUUAAUAUCACAGAAUUUUCAUACUUGACAUGCCACAGUUUGGCUUGAAAAACAGUCUUUAACAUUUUAUUAUUGUCCUACAUUGUGUAUUCUCAUACUGUUUCCCACACUGUUGCCUCUUCAUCACUUUCUCUUGAAGAAAGAAGUUUUGGUUCCUAAAUUUUGGUAUUUCAUUUACUUCUUUUUUCCAACUGUGUUACUUCAAUAUCUAAUUACACAAAGAACUGUUUUAUCUGCAUUUAGAACUUAAUUUAUAUAAUUGUGCAUUUACUUCCAGUCACUGUAAAUUUCAGCUUUGCACGUAAAGCUAUUUUCAUAUUGGUCAGGAUGAUUAUAUGACUGGUGGUACACAACUUUACUGUUUUCUGAGGCACUGUUUCUUUCACUUCAGAUAACACACACAUUCAUAUUAUUAAUCAUACUUGUUCCUAAUACAAAACUAUGUUGCUUUCGCAUUCAAAUUCACGUGUAUAUAGAUAAUCAAGUGAAGCUUUUAAACCGUUGAUACAUGAAUACCAUAUACCAAAGCUAUAAGGUUAAAAAAAUGUAAAAUGAUGAACUCCUUUCUAAGUGGAGUCAUCACUUGUCUGUGAUGUGAUAUCAGUAUCUGUUAUGUCUAUCCUUCAAUAUGCAAGAAAAUGUUUUUCACCAAUAAAACAUUUUGCAGAGCUUGUUUUGACAUGUGCUACAUCAUAAAGUAGCACUUAAAUGAUGUGAGUAAAAUGAUCAGUAUUAUGCUAAUCUGGUGAUUGCAUUUGUAUAUAUUUUGUAGAUUACAUACAAAAAUGUGUUAUCAGUGUAUAAGUGUG